AUGGACUACGAAGAAAUUGACCCGGAUGGAGAUACUUUGAUAAUCAUUCACUACUUAGCCAGAACCUCUCGGAGCGCGAACGAACUGGUGGUUGCAGAGAAGCCUUCUACCGAGGAGUCAAUAGCAGCGGACAACGUAACGAGAAGCGAAGAGAUAACAGCUUUUGAAGAGCCCGCUAUUGAAGAGUCUGCUUUUGAAGAGCCUGCUAUUGAAGAGUCUGCUAUUGAAGAGCCAGCGAUCACCUACGAGACAGGUCAUGAUGGGUGUCCAAAAAGCAUCUUACAGUAG
Messenger RNA from Fusarium coffeatum, 288 nucleotides. RefSeq lists its product as uncharacterized. The transcript has 2 exons. Bases 1 to 288 code for a protein of 95 amino acids. The record is from RefSeq and is a predicted model, not a curated record. Lineage: Eukaryota; Fungi; Ascomycota; Sordariomycetes; Hypocreales; Nectriaceae.